Symbiodinium sp. CCMP2592 is the source of this 1512-nucleotide messenger RNA. The record is from the annotation of a GenBank genome assembly. NCBI's taxonomy places the organism in Eukaryota, Dinophyceae, Suessiales, Symbiodiniaceae.
AUGCUGGCAGGGAAGGUGAACCACCGCUUCUUCUCCCACAGGUGCUUUCAGUCAUCCCGCCUUUGGACCUUCUGUCUGGGAGCAUUUGCCUGCAUAUCUUCGGAGACUCCGUUGCAGUAUGCGUCGAUUCAUCGACGUCACCACAGGUUCUGUGACCAGGAGGGUGAUCCCCAUUCCCCUGGCCGCAAGGGCUUUCUCUAUGCUUGGGCCUUCUGGAAUGCUGACAGGGAGAACUUCGAAAUCAAGUCCGCUUUUGUGCAGGACUGGCUGGCGAAGAAUCCAGAGCUGCUACUGCUGGAGGUUUACGGCACGUAUGCUAAGCACGUCCUGGACACAGUGAUCCUGAGCGUUCUCAUGGCAUUGCUGGCUCCUGCCUGGUUGCCCUCCAGUCUGCAGUACCAUCCGUUUACUGCAGCCUACGUCUUGGGAAACAUACUCGCCAGCAAUCUGUCACUUGCUUUCAACGCCUUCUCCCACGACAGCGCGAGCUCCGAGAAGCCGGGCAUGUGCCAGGCCUGGGACAUGCCGCUGUACGAAUUUAUUGGAGGAGGCAAAGCGUAUCAUUGGGAACACCACGACUUCCCGAACCUCGCACUCUAUGGUACUUGGUACCUGGAUGGCUCCUACUGCUUCUUUGCGGCGAUGGCGCGGCUAUGCCGUGCCGUACACAUAUUCGGGGAAAUGUUGGUCUUGACGACUGGCUCUCAUCGCACCAUCAAGGGGCUGCGACGUGCCAUCGGGUCGGAAAAGCUGCGCAGGCUGGGGAUCAGCUGCUUGGAGUGUAUCGGCACUUUAAUAACCAAGGCGGUGCGCACCUCUGAAGAGUCCUUUAUGUCCCUCUCGAGGGACAUGGUCGGACCCACCGGGCCAGGUUCCUGCUCAGUGGAGUUGAUCAGCUCUUGUGUGCCCAUGCAAGACAUCCGAGGUGCAUGUGGCCUUGGCUGCCGCAGUUGUGGAGUCUCAGGCGAUUCACUCCUGCCAUCAUCGAUCACGUAUCCUGCAUCUCGGAUGGCUUUGGGACACUUGUUCAUCGUGCUGCUGCUGUCGUUCGCUCCCAAUGCGGCCGCGGACUGCACGGCAGACUCUUGCGACGUUGAUGCGGAUGCCGCCGCUCUCGUGCAGCUGAAGGUCAAGGGCCCCGCCCAGGACAUCCAGGACCUGCUCGCAGCCUUGUGCGACUGCGAGGACAAGUGUCCGCCAACCUUCGAGAAGGCCGGUGGCAUCUUCUUGACGGGUUGCCUCAAGCAGAUAUCGGUGCCCGACGCAUGCACGCGACUGCACCAGAAGUGGUUUCCAAGUGCGGCAGCGGCAUCGCCGUACAAACCUGUUCGGUCGCUGUGUGCGGGGCUCCGCCUCGUUGCCGCUGGCGGCAGCCGGCAAAGCUCGGAGGACACGGACCUUGUUCACAAGCAGCUGGCAGCCCGCGCGAAGCUUGUGCAAGGCAAGAGCUUGGCAGGUCUUGACAGGACGACCACACAAAAGAUGUGUUUGGAGUCAGAUUGUGGUCGCUGA